AUGUUGAUGCCAAAGGCUGACCGCAAGGCGAUCCACGAGUACCUCUUCCGUGAGGGUGUGCUCGUGGCUGCCAAGGACUACAACCUCGCUGAGCACCCCGAUAUUCCCAACGUCAAGAACCUCUACGUCAUCAAGGCUUGCCAGUCGCUCAACUCCCGUGGCCUGAUCAAGACCCGUUUCUCGUGGCAGUACUACUACUACACCCUCACCCCUGAGGGUCUCGACUACCUCCGCGAGUGGCUGCACCUGCCGGCCGAGAUCGUUCCUGCUACCCACAUCAAGCAGCAGCGAUCACAUGCGCCCCCGCGCGGUAUGAUGGGCGGCGAGGGUGAGCGUGAGCGGAGGCCUUUCGGCCGUGGCCGUGGUGGUGACCGUGGCGACCGCGGUGACCGUGAGGGUGGCUACCGCCGCCGUGAUGCCGGAGAGGGCAAGGAGGGUGGUGCGCCUGGCGAGUUCCAGCCUCAAUUCCGUGGUGGAUUUGGCCGUGGCCGUGGCGGUGCUCCCCCUUCAUAA
This is a messenger RNA of Pyricularia pennisetigena, 513 nucleotides long. RefSeq lists its product as uncharacterized. The transcript is spliced from 4 exons. The record is from RefSeq and is a predicted model, not a curated record. Gene Ontology annotation, cellular component: cytosolic small ribosomal subunit. The coding region runs from base 1 to 513 and encodes 170 amino acids. Lineage: Eukaryota; Fungi; Ascomycota; Sordariomycetes; Magnaporthales; Pyriculariaceae. Gene Ontology annotation, molecular function: structural constituent of ribosome; RNA binding.